AUGAUUCGCAACGUUGCUCUUUUGGCUCUUGCUGCCAGCCCGGCCUUCGCCGGUGUUGCUCAGCCCGCUCCCCACAAGGAGAUCGAGGGCUGGAGCAAGGAGUGGGAGCGCCCUUCUUCUGAGGCUCACUCCUGGUCGGCGUCGUCGACCACCCCGUGCACCACCAGCACCAGCACCACCCCGACCCACACCAAGCCUCACACGAGCACCACUCCCUCCACCUCCCCGUGCCCUACUAGCACCACCAGCACCAAGCCUCACCACACCACCACCAGCCCGUCCAGCAGCACUACCCCGGUGAAGUCUACCACCACCAAGACUGCCCACACCACCAAGACUAUCACUGUUGUGACCACCACCUGCCCUGUCACCUCCAAGGUUGUCACCUCUGGCACCAAGGUCGUCACUAUUCCCGUGACUGAGACCAACACCGUUACUCUCACCUCGACCAUUGUCUGUGACGAGUGCGAGAAGUCCGUGAGCUUCCACGCCGCUACUCAGCCCACUACCGCCACCGUUGUGAAGUCUACUUCCGUUGUGGUUCCUCCCGUCAAGUCCACCUCCGUUGUGGUUCCCCCGGCUGAGUCCACCUCCGUUGUGGUUCCUCCUGCUGAGUCCACCUCCGUUGUGGUCCCCCCUGCUGAGUCCACCUCCGCUGUCGUGGUCCCCGGUGGCUCUACCUCCGUCGUUGUGAUCCCUGCUGCUUCCGUUGCCCCCGCUGCUUCCGUUGCGCCUGCUGCUUCCGUUGCUCCCGCUGCUUCCGUUGCUCCCGCUGCUUCCGUUGCGCCUGCUGCUUCCGUUGCGCCUGCUGCUUCCGUUGCGCCUGCUGCUUCCGUUGUGCCUGCUGCCUCCGUUGUGCCUGCUGCCUCCGUUAAGCCUGCUGCCUCCGUGCCCGCCGUUGCUCAGUCUUCCACCCCUGCCAAGCCCGCUGAGUCCGCCGCCCCUGUUGAGUCCUCGACCCCCGUUGAGUCCUCCACUCCCGCCGAGUCCCAGCCCGCUGUUGCUCAGCCCUCCACUCCCGCUGAGUCCCAGCCCAGCACCUCCGUUCCCUUCACCGGUGCUGCCUCCGCUGUCAAGCCCGCUGCUGGUCUCCUGGCUGGUAUCGUCGGCCUCAUGGCUCUCCUGUAA
Messenger RNA from Penicillium atrosanguineum, 1128 nucleotides. RefSeq names its product putative cell surface protein (gene cspA). The transcript is spliced from 2 exons. Bases 1 to 1128 code for a protein of 375 amino acids. Lineage: Eukaryota; Fungi; Ascomycota; Eurotiomycetes; Eurotiales; Aspergillaceae. The record is from RefSeq and is a predicted model, not a curated record.